AUGGCACUAACAUCAGCUACUAAGGAAGCUAUCUGGUUGAAGGGAAUCUGUGAAGAACUAGGUUUUGAUGCAGGGGCAGUUAUGAUUCACUGUGAUUCGCAAAGUGCUCUGGCCUUAGCUAAGAAUGCAGUGCAUCAUGAACGAACUAAACACAUUGCUACUAAGUUUCAUUUCAUUCGGGACAUUGUAGCAGAUGGGAUUAUCAAGCUCUAUAAGAUUCAUACUAGCCGUAAUCCAGCAGACUUCUUAACUAAAGCCUUACCUGGGCCUAAGUUUGAGCUCUGCCGGGAUUUGGGAUUUCUUGUUCAGAAAAGGUUUUCAGCGAGAAGAGGUAAAGAUCUGAGUUCAGGGUUUCAGAGUUUUACCUGGGGAUUUCUUUUGAGCAGCUACGGAGCAGUGGAUCUGUUUCACGGGAAGUUGUUGAGAAGAAUAGAGGAAGUCGAGAAGCUACGGAGCUUCUUGCAUGUCACCGGAUCUCGGCAAGCACGAGGAAUCGGCCAGUGCUUAGUGCGGAGGCUGAUAAACCUCAAGAAGAUACUUGCAGAGACUGGUGGUCGGCACCGUCAGCGGAAGCCGGAGCUCAUCGGUUCAAGUCCGAUUGGAGCAGUCGUCUUCACUAUCGCGGAAAGACAGAGAGAAGCAGCUAGGGUUCGAGAUUCUCGGAGUUGUGUCCGAAUAGGUGGAGAUUGUAAAUUUGGAUUCAGACUAACUCCUAAUGGGCUUGGCCCAGACACUUCGAGAAUUCGUCUUAGGCCCAAGACGGAACCCAACCCCAGCUGA
Messenger RNA from Microthlaspi erraticum, 780 nucleotides. The record is from the annotation of a GenBank genome assembly. Lineage: Eukaryota; Viridiplantae; Streptophyta; Magnoliopsida; Brassicales; Brassicaceae.